This is a messenger RNA of Cuscuta epithymum, 5247 nucleotides long. The record is from the annotation of a GenBank genome assembly. NCBI's taxonomy places the organism in Eukaryota, Viridiplantae, Streptophyta, Magnoliopsida, Solanales, Convolvulaceae.
GUAGUGUAUUGCUACCAACAUGACCACCAUGCAAAACAACAUGGUACAAUUCCAAAAUGAGAUCAAGUCUAGCAUUUUAAACUUGGAAACUCAAAUGAGUCAAAUAGCCGGAGCCGUGAGUAGGCUUGAAGCAAGGGAUUCAGAAAAACUUCCUUCUCAAAUAGAAUGUGAUCCUAAACAGCAAACUUUUGCAAUCACAUUGACAAAUGAAAAGGAGAUACAAAAGGAGAUCCAGAAUCCAGAAGAAGUAGAAGAAGAAAAAGACACGGAGCUCCAACUGGUCAAAGAAGAGGAUAAGCUGAGCUUCAAAUUCAAAUUUUUGUCAUUGUCAUCCUUUGAGGUAUCUCCAUCAUCUCUGGAAGCUUUAAGAGAAUCUCGUAAACUUGAAAUGGAAAAUGACAUUUCUGAAAUCUCCUUCAAAAUUGAGGGAUCGAAAAACUUUUCAUUGACCAUACUACAUGAUAAUUUCUUCCCCUUCCUCCCACCACAUAAAUCAAUGAAAAUCUGGAUAUUUGAUCCUGGAAAGAUUUCCAAAGUGGAGAGUCGAGAAAUUGAGCACUCCUAUGGAGGUCCUAGGAGUGAAAAUUUGAAGAAAAUUAAUUAUCAUGAUCCAAGCUUGAACGAUUGAACACAAUGAUGGCGUCGUGCCGCGACGUUAAAUUAGGUGCUUCUUGGGAGGCAACCCAAGCAAGGUAUGUUUUCUUUUCAUGUUUAUUUCAGUUUGUGUGCGUGUGUAAAAAAAAAAAAAACAAGGGAGAAAAAAAAAAGGUGUAUUUGGAGACAUACCCGAUCGAGUAUAAGUCAAUACUCGGUCGAGUAUGUCUGGAAAAUCAAAACCACGAGCAGCCUGUCUCCUAUACCCUAUCGAGUAUCUAUCAAUACUCGGUCGAGUAUCACUGGAAAAGCCAUAUUCGCACCCCCUGUCUCCAGUACCCGAUCGGGUAUAGAGAGGCACCCGAUCGGAUAUACCUGCGAUUUAACCCCAAAACACACCCCAAAACACUUCAUCUUCUCCAAACACCCAUACCAACCUCGACCCCUUCUCCCAAAAACUCCAUUUUUCUACCUUCUCUCUACCAUAUCUCCAUCAUUUCCCCACCAAAACACCCACAACCCACCAAAAAUCAAAAUCACCCUACUCCACAAACAACAAAAGCCGAAAUUGGGCACUAGGGACAGUGCUUGAACUAAGUGUGGGGAGGAGACUCAUCAUGGGUAUGUAAUCUUAUUUUUUACCUUUUACUACGCAUGAACUUCUUUAAAAAAAAAAAACAAAAAAAAAAUGAAGAAAAGAAAUGCUAGUUAGGUUGAAAACCCAACAAAAUGGGCAAUCUAAGCAAAAAAAAAGGCUUGUGAAAAAUGAUGAGUGAGUUGGGAGAAUGGAAAAUGAAAAGAGAUGCUAGGAUGAAAACCUGAAAAGGCUCCUAGGCAAAAUGAGAGAUAUGAGAGAAAUAUUUAUUUUUGCAUGCACUCAUUUAAUCUCUUUGGAGAAAAAAAAAGAAGAGAAGAAAAAGAAAAAAAAAAGGCAAGAAGAUGGAGCAUAGAAGAUCAUUAAACCCAAGAAAGAAUGUUGUUGUAAAAACUCAUUUUUCCCCUUGGUGGUCUUAGUUUCCUUCUUUCUUGAACUUUUGGAAAACUCUUAAACCGUUUGGAUGUUUCUGUUUUACUCGAGGUCGAGUAAAGAACUAAGUGUGGGGGAGUUGAUACACUUGUAAUUUCCGUGUGUAUGUUUACGUUUUUAGCUAGUUUUGGUUGUUUAGUAUUUCGGAAAUUACACACUUUUGGUGUAAUAGUUUAGUUUGUUGAAUUCUUGUAAUUUGUUUAGAUUAGGGUCAUUCUGAGCUCAAACAGGUCUACCAUCACUCAAAGGACAGUUGGUGAACCCCAAAAGUGGAAGGAAGGUGCAAAAUCACAAGACAAAAGGGAAAAUCCUGAUUUUGGUCUAUACUCGGUCGAGUAUUACCUAUACUCGAUCGAGUAUAAGGUUGAAACUUCAAAUCGGAUCGGAUCCGAAGACAAAGGAACAUGCCGGGAAGAUUUUGGCCACGAUUUAGUGUCUAUACUCGAUCGGGUAGACCGACAUACCCGAUCGAGUAUGCCUUUGAGUUUAAAUCCGAAAUCGGUCGAGUAUGGCUCGAAUAUCACUUUCUGCACAUACUCGACCGAGUAUGAACAUAUACUCGAUCGAGUAUACCUCGAAUCUGGUAUUUCUACACAUACUCGAUCGAGUAUCUGUAUAUACUCGAUCGAGUACCCGAGCCUGCACCUCAAAAAGCCUAUAAAUACACCUCCUUUCCUUCACUUUAAGAUACCAAUUCCUUUAUACUCUUAAGCUCAGUUUAGAAUAGCAUUUCUUUAUAUUUAUUUUAGCAUGUUUAGUCUCCAAAUGAGGAGCUAAACUCUCAAUUCUUGGUAUUGCUCUUGAAACUUGUUGAUUAUUAAAGUUGUGAGUUAUUUUCUUAACUUCUUUUCCUUGAAUAUUAAUUCUUCCUUUAAAUACUAUUUCUAUAUCAAUGUUGGGGAGUGUUACUAAGAUGACAAUUAGUUAACAUCUUGACAUUGGUUUUAGUAAUAGCUAUUCCUUCCUCUAUGUUAAUAUCGGGGAGUGUUACUAAGAUGACAAUUAGUUAACAUCUUGAUAUUUAACUAUAGUAGGAUUCAUUCCCUUUAAUAUUCUUCCUUGAGUAUUAAUUAAUUCCUAUGCAUAUUUCAUAUUAAUAUUUUGAACAUUACUUAAAGGAUCAACUAGUUUUGUUUCAUAUAUUAAUUACUGCUAGAAAUGAUCAACGAACCGAUGGUUAAUCGUUGAUAGUUUCACAAGUAAGUAACUUCGGUUUAUUAAUGCACGGUCGUGGUUAAUAGACUUAAGAGGGAUUAAUUUUGUUGGUUAAACCGAAACCGUUGUGUUAAGGUUAUCAAUCUCAAUUGAUUUCAUCAAGGAGUUAAAAGAUUAAAUGCUACUAUCAAGUCGGUAUAUGGCGUUGUUCUAUACUUGACUAAUAGUAAGGGUUAUUAAUGAACGGUCGUUGUUAAUAACUAUCCUCGAUGAAUUGGAUAUACUCCUCGAUUGAGUAUUCGAGAGGAGAUAAGUUGUAGAUAUAACAAUGAUCGACUAAAAUAUAUCAACAAGUGGAAAGUAGCAAUACCAAGUCAAUUUUAUCUUUGAAUUACAUCCCAUAUAAAUCAUUCAUCUUCGUGUUUAAAUUUAAUUAAAUCACUCAACAAUCAAAACCCCCCUUUAUUUACUAUUUAUAUAAAAAGAAUGUUAUUCCUUUCCCUGUGGAUACGAACUCUACUUCACCUAUACUACGUAUAAGUGUUAGUGUUGAAUUUAUUUUGAGUGCACUCACGACAAAGUGCACGUCAAUGCCCAUACAACAAGAAUGAAUGGCCCCUAACUAAUGUCUCUCAAACCGUGGCUCUUGAGUAUUUCAAUCCCAGUAACUCUGGCUCCCCUCUCCACGUUGUCAAUCUGUCCCCAAUUCACAAAAUCGUGUUCUAUUUUGUCCACCAGAACCUUAUUCCGAGGCUUGAGGGACGUUCCUCACCCUCAAGAGCCGAGUUGGCAUACAUGUACCUGCUGGCGAGCAAAGUUCCAAUCAACCUCCCUGGUCUCAUAAUGGCCCAUCUAAGUUUCAUUAUCAGCUCAACCUCUAGAAAGAACGGAAUUCCCUAUGCCCCUCUCCUCACUAAAAUUUUUAAAGCCAAAGGAAUUGCUAUUGAUAACUUUCCAUCCGAGGGAGCAAAUAAGAUUCUUGACAAACGAACUCUCAAUCUUCUCGGCAUUGCUCUCAUCAAUUCCAAAUUAGUUCCAAAAGAGACUCUGCCCUCUUGUCCUGAUCGAAAACCAAAACCAAGACCUACCUCUGCCCCCUCUAUUGACCCAUUACAGGUUGUACCCCUUAUCAAAGACCAUCUUGAUCAAAUGGAGCGCUCUCUCUGGCAGAAAUUCCUUGCUAUCUCUGAUGCAAUUUCAGCUCUAACAAAAAAGGUGGAUGCCCUGACUGACUCCCAGACAACUAUCCACACUGAUCUCCAGGCACUCAAGAAGGAUGCCUGCCUUAAGGGUGGGGAUUCGGGCACCGUGGAUAGGAAGAUUGUGUACUCUUCAGACGAGGACUAAAUUCUGCGUUCCUUUUAUCCCCUUUUGGUUUUAGCAGUUUCACUCUACUUUAACUAUGCCACUAAAACGCUUUUUAACUCUAUCUGCUAGACACUGUUUUGGUUGUUUCCUGUCUCCUUUUGGUUGAUGCCAAAAGGGGGAAAUCAACCAGGUGCCUUUAUGUGUUUCCUUUUGGUUAGUUCCUUUUGGUUAGUUCCUUUUGGUUAAACUACUCUUAUAUCCUUUCUACUAACCAUGCAGGCACCUAUGGUUUGUCAUCAACAAAAAGGGGGAAUUUGUUGAUUAAUUAGUUUUGUUGAUGACUAACCUAUAACGGAAUGAUGUCACGUUUUACAUAAUGGACUAGACCACCUUUGGAUGAUAUUCCUCACAUGCAUGGUUUUCUAUAUCUCACGUGAUCUAUACAUGUCCAUAUUUGAAUUAGUUGACCAAAUCAGUUUUAUAUAUAAGGGCAUUCUUGCUAUUCAUAUAAAAAAAAGGAUAUUUUCGGUUGGUUGCCUUGCAUGUGGGCCGACGUUUUAAAGCUUAAUUUCUUGCCAAAAUCAAUCUUCAGUAAUCAUUCAAAUUGAUUAGAUAUUUUGAAUGGUAAUAUCUAUAUUUGACUCGAUUGAUCUUUUAAUAAGGCAAGUAAAUUAUUACCAUGGUUUGAAUAUUUGAGUUGCCGCAUGAAUGAGUUACUCUUCAUAAUAAACGUGCUCCAUAUUUAAAAGGCUUUUGAUUGUGACUAACAAAUAUCUCUAGCUCCAAAUAUGACAAGUGUUGAACAAGGAAAGAUAUUCAAAAUUCCUUUGAUCAAGGAAAGGAGCCAACGACUAUCAAUGCGAGAGAUAUAUAUAUAUAUACAAGUUGGAGAAUCAUUUUUUGAAGGUGCUCGGUGAGAUAGAAAUUCAAGACACAAUAUUUGAGAGAGAUACCAAGACCAAAGCGCAAGAAACUGCUCAACGGAGUUCUAGAUAGAGUUUCUCUUUUCCCUUUCAUAUUGUACUUGGAAUAUUGAGGCUUAAUUGGCUAGAGUAGCUGCCUCGGGUUAAGUGUGUGUGAGAGCUUUGUGAUAAAGCUGAGAGGCUCUCUACCCGCAAGGUAGAGAUGCAUAACUCUUCCUAGAGAGGAUAGAGUUGGGGGAG